GUGCAAAUGCAGUCCUGCUGGCAGUGGAAGCCGAUUUGGGCCUUUUGGGGCCUGCCGCCCCUGCCUGGACAGGCUUGGAAACUGACCUGCUAAGCGUGGACAUUCACAACGAUGCGCUCAAAGUGGGCUUGGAGAAGAGCGUGAAGACUGAGAUUAAGGAUGGUAUCACCGCAGAUCAGCGUCUCAAGGCGAAUUUGCAGAAGAAGCUGAAUGCAACUUUGCAUCACAACGUGCCAUUAAAUGGCGAGCUCGCCCUUCCCAUGGGUAGCGGCAAGCUCAAGUUUGCUGCCUACACCGUCUGCGAGUACUUCUUUGUGCUCUUCUUCCUGUUCGAGGCAUGGAUCCGGAUGUGCGACCUGGGAUGCCGCGAAUACUUUUGCAGAUACCCGUGGAUGCUCCUAGACAUGGUUGUCGUUACGACCGGCCUGGCUGACGUAAGCCUACCCUUUUUCCUGGAUGCAGAGAUGGAAAGGCAGUCGGUGCUUUGGCUCCUGGCUUUUGGGCGUUGA
Molecule: messenger RNA, 509 nt
Organism: Symbiodinium necroappetens
Lineage: Eukaryota; Dinophyceae; Suessiales; Symbiodiniaceae
Source: the annotation of a GenBank genome assembly